Molecule: messenger RNA, 2527 nt
Organism: Nannospalax galili (Upper Galilee mountains blind mole rat)
Lineage: Eukaryota; Metazoa; Chordata; Mammalia; Rodentia; Spalacidae
Gene: Gtpbp4
Product: GTP binding protein 4
Exons: 17
Coding region: 100-2004 (634 amino acids)
Biological process (GO): ribosomal large subunit biogenesis
Cellular component (GO): nucleolus
Molecular function (GO): RNA binding; GTP binding; GTPase activity
Source: RefSeq, a predicted model, not a curated record
GCCCAGGCCGCACCGAAUGUCGGAAGUCCCGCCCUCUCCUGACAGCGGAAGUCCGGCCUGUAGCUACCUGCUUGUCUCCUCGUGCGUCCCAUCGCCGGCAUGGCGCACUACAACUUCAAAAAGAUCACGGUGGUCCCGUCCGCCAAGGACUUCAUUGACCUGACAUUAUCGAAGACUCAACGAAAGACUCCAACGGUUAUUCAUAAGCAUUACCAAAUUCACCGCAUUAGACAUUUUUAUAUGAGAAAAGUCAAAUUUACUCAACAGAAUUACCAUGACAGACUCUCACAGAUUCUGACAGAUUUUCCCAAAUUGGACGAUAUCCAUCCAUUUUAUGCUGAUUUGAUGAAUGUUCUCUAUGACAAGGAUCAUUACAAGUUGGCUCUAGGACAAAUAAAUAUUGCCAAAAAUUUGGUGGACAAUGUUGCUAAAGAUUAUGUGCGACUUAUGAAGUACGGGGAUUCUCUGUACCGCUGUAAACAGCUGAAGCGUGCAGCCCUGGGCCGAAUGUGCACCAUCAUCAAGAGACAGCGGCAGAGUUUGGAGUACUUGGAGCAAGUGCGUCAACAUUUAUCCCGCUUGCCAACCAUUGAUCCAAACACAAGGACUCUGCUUUUAUGUGGUUAUCCAAAUGUCGGGAAGUCCAGCUUCAUCAAUAAGGUGACGAGAGCAGAUGUGGAUGUUCAGCCCUAUGCAUUUACCACCAAGUCUCUGUUCGUUGGGCACAUGGACUAUAAGUAUCUGCGUUGGCAGGUUGUAGAUACCCCGGGGAUUUUGGAUCAUCCUUUGGAGGAUCGGAACACCAUUGAGAUGCAGGCUAUCACAGCCCUGGCCCACCUUCGUGCUGCGGUUCUGUAUGUGAUGGAUCUGUCUGAGCAAUGUGGACAUGGGUUAAGAGAGCAAUUAGAACUCUUCCAGAAUAUCAGGCCUCUCUUUAUCAAUAAGCCUCUUAUCAUUGUGGCAAACAAAUGUGAUGUCAAGAAAAUAGCUGAACUUUCUGAAGAUGAUCAGAAAAUAUUCAUAGACUUACGAACUGAAGGAUUCUCUGUAAUCGAGACCAGCACCCUGACUGAGGAAGGUGUUAUUCAAGUUAAAACAGAGGCUUGUGACAGGCUUUUGGCUCAUCGAGUGGAAACGAAAAUGAAAGGCAACAAAGUGAAUGAGGUUCUGAACAGAUUGCAUCUAGCUAUGCCAAACAAGAGAGACGAUAAGGAGAGGCCCCCUUUCAUCCCGGAAGGGGUGGUGGCACGCAGGAAAAGAAUGGAAGUUGGGGAGCCCAAGAAGAAAAGGGAACGAGAUCUUGAACUGGAAAUGGGGGAUGAUUACAUUUUGGAUCUGCAGAAGUACUGGGAUUUAAUGAAUUCAUCUGAGAAAUACGAUAAGAUACCAGAGAUCUGGGAAGGCCAUAAUGUUGCUGAUUAUAUUGAUCCUGCUAUCAUGAAGAGAUUGGAAGAGUUAGAAAAGGAAGAAGAGCUGAGAACAGCCGCCGGGGAGUACGACAGUGACUCUGAAAGUGAGGAUGAGGAGAUGAUGGAAAUCCGACAGCUGGCAGAGCAGAUUAGAGAAAAAAAGAAAUUGAAAAUUCUGCAGUCCAAAGAAAAGAAUACCCAGGGACCCAGGAUGCCCCGAACUGCUAAGAAGGUUCAGCGGGCAGAUUUGGAGAAUGAGAUGCGUAAUCUUGGUGUUGACAUGGAUGAUAAAGACAGUGCCCACUAUGCAGUCCAGGCAAGACGAUCUCGGAGUGUCACUAGGAAAAGAAAGCGGGAAGACUCUGUUGCACCCUCUUCUAUAUCCAGGAGUCGGAGUUGCUCUCGAACUCCACGUGACAUUUCUGGUCUUCGAGAUGUCAAGAUGGUGAAGAAAGCCAAGACAAUGAUGAAGAAUGCCCAGAAGAAGAUGAAUCGCUUGGGAAAGAAAGGGGAGGCAGAUAGACAUGUGUUUGACAUGAAGCCCAAGCACUUGCUUUCUGGGAAGAGGAAAGCUGGUAAAAAGGACAGGAGAUAGUGUCCUUUCCAGUCGGCUGGUUUGGCUUGACUGUUGCUGUUCUUGGAAGGGCGUGGUGUGGGUUAGCAGAACUGGAGUCACCGUCUGCUGACUGAAAGAAGCUAUGGAAAUAACGCAAGUGCUUGUUGCUUCACUGAAAUCUGGUUAACCCAAUGCAGAAUGUGUGGGAAGUCAGGUCCCUGCAAUACAGAUGUCUUAAGUGUACUUUGUUUCUGAAUUUCAUGACAUGUUGACUGCUUCACAUUUACCGAACUGCAAAGAUCUAUGGGUGUUAGUAAGUUGCUUUUGAUGGGGGGAAAAACCCGUUUUGUAAGAGGGACCUUUGUUUCAUACUCACAAAGAGCCUGUGUUUGUGAAAAAAGCUUCCCCUCGGAAGCACAGGCAGAAGGCUUUGAGGCCUGUCAGAACUCCAUACUUAAAAUACUCUCUUAAAUUAUUUUCUAGAGUUUUUGUACAAUGUAUCAUUUUAACUUGUCUUCAACUAUUUUAUCUAAAAUAAACCUAAAGAAGAAAAUAGUUUUUA